This is a messenger RNA of Solea solea (common sole), 6122 nucleotides long. RefSeq names its product serine/threonine-protein kinase DCLK1-like. Bases 202 to 2448 code for a protein of 748 amino acids. NCBI's taxonomy places the organism in Eukaryota, Metazoa, Chordata, Actinopteri, Pleuronectiformes, Soleidae. Gene Ontology annotation, biological process: intracellular signal transduction; protein phosphorylation. The record is from RefSeq and is a predicted model, not a curated record. The transcript has 16 exons. Gene Ontology annotation, molecular function: ATP binding; protein kinase activity.
AAGAGGGGAGGAAGGGAGGACACACCGGCUCUAGCCCCGCCUCCUUUAUGCACACACACACAGGAGCAGCAUCAGAGGCAACAAAGGGAGGCUGCGUGGCUCAGAUGAAUCCACUGAUCCACUGAGACAAGUUACAUCUGCAGAGACACGUUUGACCACAUCUGUCCUCACCUCACAAGGGUGUAGUAGCACUGCACAGUCAUGGAGCUGGAGCACUUUGACGAGCGGGACAAAGCUCUGAGAAACACCCGGAGAGGCUCGAGGGGGAACGGGCUGCCCAGUCCCACUCACAGUGCUCACUGCAGCUUGUACAGAACCAGGACUCUGCAGGCACUGAGCUCGGAGAAGAAGGCCAAGAAGAUCCGAUUCUACCGCAACGGGGAUCGUUACUUCAAAGGUAUUGUUUACGCCAUUUCUCAGGAGAGAUUCAGGUCUUUGGAUGCACUUCUGGCCGACCUCACACGAUGUCUGUCCGACAAUGUCAACUUGCCACAAGGGGUGCGGACCAUUUACACCGCUGAUGGUGUGACAAAGAUCACCAGCAUGGACCAGUUUGUGGAAGGAGAGAGCUAUGUCUGUGCCUCCAUAGAGCCGUUCAAGAAGCUGGAGUACACAAAGAAUGUCAACCCCAACUGGUCUGUUGGUCCUAAGACUGCUGCCGUGCUCCGAGACCCGUCUUCUCUCGGCAGUGCCAAAGCUGGGAGCCCGGAGACGAAGGAGAACAAGGAGUUCAUUAAGCCAAAACUGGUGACCAUCGUCCGCAGCGGAGUCAAGCCUCGCAAGGCCGUACGAGUCCUGCUCAACAAGAAGACAGCGCACUCCUUCGAGCAAGUCAUGACUGACAUCACGGACGCCAUAAAGCUGGACUCUGGUGUCGUCAAGAGGCUCUUUACUGUUGACGGCAAAAUGGUUACCUGCCUUCAGGACUUUUUCGGGGACGACGACAUAUUCUUUGCAUGCGGCCCAGACAAGUUCCGAUACCAGGACGACUUUAACCUGGAUGAAAAUGAGUGCAGUUUGGCGAAAUCUGCAUCGUACGGUCGACUUCCCACCGUACACGGUCGCUCUUCCCCAAGAAGCGGUGGGUUUUCACGUAGGAGCAAAUCUCCUUCAUCCACUGGUUCAGUCAACGGCACCGCAGGCAGUCAACUGUCCACGCCUCGGUCUGGAAAGUCCCCGAGUCCGUCUCCGACCAGUCCAGGAAGUCUCCGAAGACGACAGGGAUCUCAACACAGUGGCUCUUCACUGUCUUUAGCUUCUACCAAGGUUUGCAGCUCCAUGGAUGAAGGAGACGGACCAGGCAGCGAAGCUGAGUUUGUGGACGACUCGUCUUCAGUCCCCCCCUCCAUCACAGAGCGGUACAAAGUGGGGAGGACUUUAGGUGACGGAAACUUUGCGGUGGUGCGGGAGUGUGUGGAGAAAUCCACAGGGAGAGAGUUCGCUCUGAAGAUCAUCGGCAAAGACAAAUGCAGAGGAAAGGAACACAUGAUCCAGAGCGAGGUGUCGAUCCUUCGACGUGUGAAACAUCCCAACAUCGUGCUUUUGAUAGAAGAAAUGGACACACACAGUGACCUUUAUCUUGUCAUGGAGCUGGUGAAGGGGGGCGAUCUCUUUGACGCCAUCACCUCCUCUAACAAAUACACCGAACGAGACGCCAGCUGUAUGCUCUUUAAUCUGACCAGUGCCAUCAAGUACCUGCACGGUCUCAACAUCGUUCACCGAGACAUAAAACCCGAAAACCUGCUGGUCUUCGAGCAUCACGACGGCAGUAAGUCCCUCAAACUGGGAGACUUUGGUCUGGCCACGGUGGUGAACGGGCCUCUGUACACCGUGUGCGGCACGCCCACUUACGUAGCACCUGAAAUCAUCGCCGAGACGGGUUACGGUCUAAAAGUGGACAUCUGGGCGGCCGGCGUCAUCACCUACAUCCUCCUGUGUGGAUAUCCUCCUUUCAGAGGCAGCGGUAAAGAUGAGGACGCUCUCUUUGAACAGAUCUUAAAGGGUCAACUGGAUUUUCCUGCAGCGAACUGGGACAACGUGUCCGACUCUGCAAAGGCUCUGAUCACUGCGAUGCUGAAGGUGGAGGCAGAUCAGAGAUACACAGCAGUUCAGGUGCUCGAUCAUCCCUGGGUCAACGAGGACGGAGCAUCGGAGGUGGAGCACCAGCUGCCUGUGGCUGGAAAAAUCAAGAAGCACUUCAACACCGGGCCGAAGCUCAACAGCACUUCAGCAGGAGUGUCAGUCAUUACAACCACGCCACUUGAUAAGGAGAAGCAAGUUUUCCGACGAAGACGCCACCAGGAUGUGAAGUCCAUCCCGCAGCUGCCGCACAGCACCACCACUGCUGCUGCUGCCGGUGCCCUCUCCCCGUCUGACUUCACCUCCGAGUCCGAAGACCUGUCUCCGGGUUCUGCCGGCACCGUCCGUUCGCCCGUGUCUCCGUUCUAACACAGAACGCUCAGUCCAUUCCGCUGUUGUUGUACUUUUAUUUCAGUUAAAAUCAGAAUGAGGCACAGUUUGUUUAAGGAUCACAAAAAUUGUCCCUUCUCCUUUAAGGAGAAAUCACCACAUAACUUGUUUUGGCCUGAUUUCUGCACAAGCACUGGUCAUUAAUAGUAAUAUGGCGCCCUCUACUGGUUCAUACCAUGUACUGCAGGGAAGACAAACCUGUUUCAUUUAAUUUUUUUUUUUAUUAUUUGACUUGCUUUCAGUGCUCUAUUGUGGCUUGGAAGUCCAAAAAAUGUUAAAACCCUUUUUUUUUUUACAAAAGCUUGAGACAAAUUUUAAAAGAAAUUGACUACAAAUCAACAAAUUUGGUGAAAAUUGGAUUGACAUUAAAACACUUGUUUUAUUUUAUAGAAUUAACUCAAGCGGUGAACAUUCAGACCUUUCUCUAACAGUAAAUGUUACACCACAAAAUGCACUGUUAUCUGUUAUAUCAUUUGAUUUUCAGAUUUCAAAUGGCAAUGUGACCAAAUCUAAGCCACGCAAGGGAGUGGGAAAAAAAAAGUUGGAGUCACAAUAACGGGAUAAUAUAACACAUUAUCUGUCUGUCACAGAAUCUGUGGAUCAUUCGUUCAUUCAUUGGUUUUUCAAAAGGAAACGAAAAAUGAAAAAAACGAAUAACAAACAGCUCCCAUUUCAUCCAGUUUUGAUAUAUUUUUUUUUACAUCUAACCCAGAAGUGACCUGUGACAGGGGGAGGAGCAAUUGUUUAUAUUUUUGUGCUUUUAUGCUGUAAAGUUCACAGAAAGUUUGGUGACACUACUCUGCAUUACGGUGAAGUUAUUGAAUAUUUUUUAAUAUUAAUAUUUAUAAUAUUUUUUCCAGGUGUUGCACUUUGUAGACGGUCCCUGCUCUCCUCCAGUCUCAAUGACAACUGCACGUAGAGAUCAAUGUAGUUUUGCCAGCUUCUUUUUUGAUAAAAACAACGUUGUAGCUCGUCGUCUACGUUUGCUAUGAUUUAAAAUAUGUCUUGCACGUGUUUCCAAAAAACAGAUAACGGGCGUUUCCCAUUUUGGAUUUUUUCGGAAAGUUGUGAGAUAAGUAAAGUUAGGGAAAUAAUUCACAGCAAACAUUUUUUGAAGACAUUUUAAAUCAUAGCAAACGUAGACGACAAGCGACGACAUCGGUGAUCUCUACGUGCAGUCGUCAGUGAGACUGGAGGAGAGUAGGGACCGACUACAAAGUGCAACACCUGGACAAAAAGAUAUUUAAAGUAGUAGUGUAAUGUAAACUUUACAGCAUAAAAGCACCCAAGUCCGGAUAAAAACACUUUUAUGAUCGUCCCGUGUGAAGCUCCUCCCCCUGUCACAGGUCACUUUCGGGUUUACGUUAGAUGUAAAAAAAGAAAUUCUAAACUGGACGAAAUGGGAGACGUUUGUCUUUUUUUUUAUAUAUUAUUUGAGCAUAAUAUCAGAAAUUGGGGAGAAUGAAAACAGCCAAAAGAACUAGUCAUUAUCCAAGUUUUAUUUUAUUUUGAAAAACGAAUAUACGUAAAGCCAGGUUGAAAGUAAGUGUUUCGACAUUUUGUAAAAAUCUUUUGCACUUCCAGGCCACCGUAGUGCUGAUGUUUCUAAGCAAGACAAGUGAAAACAUGCUGCUAUAUCGUUCCGCGAGUGUUGUAAAGCAAGAGAACGGACGUUUUUGUGUCGGACAAAUAUUCCUCCAGAGACACGGUGGACAGGCGUUGACCGUCCACUUUACCCUUGAGCUUGCUGCUGCUGAUUGUUUUUAUGAUUAUCAUUAUUUUUCUUGAAAGCUGCAGUAGGUUUGUGUUGUUGUUGUUGUUGUUUACCUGGGUUUUAUGUUGACUGAAGGUCUAUUUUAGGUUUCUAUUCUCCCUGAAUGUCUCUCUCUUUGUCCAGCAGAUGGCAGCGUUGUCAAACAACGAGGAUGUACAGUUCCACUGCAAAGCUGUUUUUAUCAAAACUGAAAGUUAAUCAACCAAUAAUUUGGUAGGUGAUCGAUAAGCUUUUAUUAAAUUAAAUUAAAUUAAAUUAAAUUAAAUUAAAUUAAAUUAAAUUAAAUUAAAGUAAAUUAAAUUAAACUUAUCAAGUUGUGUGAUUACAGCUUAUUUUAGUGUAGUGAUGUUAUUAUAUCCUGUUGUGUUUUUGGCUCCUUUUAGACAUUUAACCCCAAGGUCUGCACAGCUAACAGUUUUUGGUUCCCAGAACGUUCUGACCGUUCCCCUCUAGGGUUCUCCUAUAUAUAUUCUUAUUUAUAUAUAAUAUAUAUAUGAUAUAUGUAUGUACAUAUAUAUAUAUAUAUAUAUAUAUAUAUAUAUAAGAAUAUAUAUGUUAUAGAACAUUUUUAGAACAGUGAAUCCCAGUCCUGGUCCUGAUGGCAUAGUUCCCAGAACCAUGCGUUGCUCAAGCGCUCUAUAGCGCCCCCUAAGGUGAAAAGUAAAAAUUGGGUCCCACCAAAUUUCCCCAAACUUGGUGGGAAGAUAUUAUAGACCAAGACGGACAAAAUAGUCGGCCAUUUGGAAUUUUGUGGUCCAUUUUGGUGAUUUUCACCCAGCGUAAAUGAGCGAGACACAUCAAAGUUGAAAAGUUGUCGGAAGGUUUUGCGGAUUCAAAGAUCAGGGAACUGCUGCACUCGCGAGGGCCCUACCAUGACUUGACUUUUAGACGCUUUACUGUGCCAAAACACCAGAUUGAAUUCAUCAAAUUACCAACAUUAGUUUUCUAAAAUAUUACCGUAGAUGCAGGAGAAGGCUGUAAAGGGUGAAGUGAACAUGUUUGAUUUGUUUUCUGCCAUGUUAUGAAACAAAAUCCAGGAAUACAGUGGGAGUUGGGGGGGGGGGGGUUAUGUCUUAGUCUUAUUAUUUAAUAUAAUUAAUUUAAUUUAACUUAAUAUUUAAUAAAGAAAGAAAAAAUCCCCCUACUGGUAGCUUUAAGCAGCAGCUUUGUUACACAUUGAUGCCCUCGUCUCGGCACGUGUUGGAUUCUAAGUGCAAUUAGGGUGAACUGAGCACAUGGUAACGCGGCAAUUCUCUAUCAACGUUUCUUUAUUUUUGUCAUUUAAAUGUAGUCAAACAGCAGUGCUUCCAGUAAAAAACAAACACAUUAUUUUAAUAUUUCUUCUUCUUCUUAAAUAACUCUUAUGAAAACAUGAACAUUAUGUAUUCAUGUAUGCACUGCACUCACUGUCCCGGUGAGUACAUGAAUGUCCUCCUGCAUGUUUGCCAAUGUACGACUGAAACAAAAGUCAUGUGACAUAAACUGUUCAUGCUGUCAUAGUGAAUGCACUUCACUUUAAAGGUGCAGUGUGUGUAAUUUAAAAAAAAAGAAAUUAAUUUCAUUUAAUUUCUGCCAAAUAAAAAACAAUUUCAUGCACAUUUUACGCACUGCACCUUUAACGCAGACUAUAAAGCAACCUAGCACAAGCUUAAGGUUUUUGUUUUUGGUUUUUUUCUAUUACUGCUGUUAAAGGGCUUUAUGUUUUGGUACAGACCAUAAAAAGCACAGGAACAAGGAGACAGUGGCUCUUUUUUUUUUAAAGAUGGUACAGUCCGUUUUAAAAGAAUGUGAACGCCGUAUUUAUUAUAAUUCAUCCACGUUUUCACUCACAUGUAAGAAUGUUAUUUAAUCUACAAAAUAAAGUCAAAUGAAAACAGCA